AUGCCCGAGCCCUCCGCGGCGGACUCCCCUGCGCGCCGGGUCGCCAUGGCCCCUCCGCCCCGCCCCAUGGCCGCCUCCGCGCACUGGCCUUGGCCGGCCUGCCCCGCGCCCGCGCCGCUUGGCCCCGGCGCGCCCGCCGACUCGCCAUCUUCGCACAGGGCCUCCCGAGCCGACUUGGCCGGCCUGCCCCGCCCCGGGCCUGCUGCGCGUCCAUGCGCCAUCGCGCUGUGCCCCGCGCCCGACUCCCCGUCGCCGCGCACCUGCACUCCCGCGCCCCUGGCCGCCUGCGGCGCUCAUGCUGGGUCCGGCGCGCCGCGUCGUCCAGCCGGCUUCCCGCACCCGCAGCCGGCUCCCGCGCCCGUCGCCUGUGCCACCCGCGCCUCCCUAGCGCCCGGCCUCCCCAGGCCGGCUCCGGGUCGCCGUCUCGCCCACCGCCGGAUCCCGCCCCCGACGUCGCCCGCGUCUGGCCGCCUUCUCGCUUGGCGGGCCGGCUACCGCGCGCCCGUUGCCGGGUCGCCGCUCCCAGCCGGCGUCCGCCUCCACUCCGUGCGCCCGGCCAGGGCCGGCUCCUGCGCCGCCCUCCGGAUGCCGCCCCCGACGUCGCCCGCGUCUGGCCGCCUUCUCGCUCGGCCGGCCGGCUACCGCGCGCCCGUUGGCCGGGUCGCCGCCCCCAGCCGGCGUCUGUCUCCGCACCCGGCCGCCCCCGCGGGCCGGCUCUGCCUGCUCGCCGCCCUGCGCCUCCGGCUCCUCCCCGCAGGCGCGCCCGUGGCCG
Molecule: messenger RNA, 772 nt
Organism: Aegilops tauschii subsp. strangulata
Lineage: Eukaryota; Viridiplantae; Streptophyta; Magnoliopsida; Poales; Poaceae
Source: RefSeq, a predicted model, not a curated record